Endocarpon pusillum Z07020 is the source of this 1986-nucleotide messenger RNA. RefSeq lists its product as uncharacterized. The record is from RefSeq and is a predicted model, not a curated record. NCBI's taxonomy places the organism in Eukaryota, Fungi, Ascomycota, Eurotiomycetes, Verrucariales, Verrucariaceae. Bases 1 to 1986 code for a protein of 661 amino acids. Gene Ontology annotation, biological process: amino acid transmembrane transport. Gene Ontology annotation, cellular component: vacuolar membrane. Gene Ontology annotation, molecular function: amino acid transmembrane transporter activity. The transcript has 2 exons.
AUGUCCAAAAGGUCCUCGAAUCACCCCAUAACCUGGGAAAGCUAUAAUCACGGCCGUACCUCUUCGCCUGGUUCUGUAGUCUCCGGGACUAGCCCUCAUAGCACAGCCAGGGUUUCGCCUUCGGCAACUUCGGAUUCACGAACUAUCCGCCAGCAGAAUGAGCACGAUGGAGGGGAUGGGCUGCGAAGGCGGAGGUCCUCAAUUUCCAUCAGGAUCAGUUCUAUACGGCAAGCGGGUGGAGUAAAUAGCAUCGAGAAUUUUGCGAGGUCAUGGCAACGUGCCGCAGGAUUCCACGAGAUCACACCUGUACGCAGGACUUCAUUUAUAGGACACGAUGCGGAGGACGACGAUUAUGCUGAAUUAGGUGGCGCAGAGCGCGCCCGACCACAAGAAUCUCUCCUAAGGCAACAAUUUGAAUCCGCGGGAGGUCAUGGCGCAGUUGACUCUGGUGUUGAUGAGGAUAGCGCGAAGGAUCCCGGACGAAGAGAGGGCAGUCGACCUUUGGAUGGAAGACUUCCGAGCGAUGCCAACAAUGAAUUAUUCUUACAAACAACACAUAUGGCGACUCCAAUAGAUCCUAGCUUUGGCACCAGUUAUGGAACACUUUCUUCAAGGAUAAAUGAAUCAUCUAGAAGGCAUGCGGCGCGCCUUUUCCAAGAGCAGCAAUUGACAGGUGCCCAAGAGCCAGACAACGAGAGAGCGCCGCUUCUAGUCAAGCAGGUUGAAAACGAAGACGGCACGGUAACAAAUGUGAUCAUCGGCCAGUCAACGUUGCCCCAAACCGUUUUCAACUCAGUCAAUACCUUGAUUGGUGUGGGAUUGCUGGCCCUUCCCCUCGCGAUCAAUUACGCGGGCUGGAUUGUGGGACUGCUGUUUCUCACGUUUGCUGCUGUUAUCACCUCCUACACUGCGAAGUUACUGACUGCUUGUCUGGACAUCGAUCAAGCUCUUAUCACAUAUGCAGAUCUUGCAUAUGUGAGUUUCGGACCACGAGCUCGCAUCGUGACCGGAAUUCUUUUCAGCUUGGAGCUGAUAGCAGCAUGUGUUGCUCUAGUCGUUCUUUUCGCUGACAGUUUGGAUGCCCUUGUUCCGGGCUGGGGAGUCAUAGAAUGGAAGGUGAUUUGCGGCAUAUUACUCAUACCGCUUAAUUUCAUGCCCCUCAGAUUGCUCUCCUUUUCAAGCAUCUUGGGAAUCGUCUGCUGCACAAUGCUGGUUGCAGUCGUCAGCACCGAUGGACUUAUCAAACCUCAUUGCCCAGGUUCACUGCGGGAGCCUGAAGUGACACGUCUUUUUCCGGAGAAUUGGUCGACGCUGCCACUGAGCUUCGGGCUAUUGAUGUCGCCCUGGGGUGGCCAUUCUGUGUUUCCGUCCAUAUACCGCGAUAUGAGACACCCGCAGAAGUAUGGAAGAAGUUUGCGGUAUACGUACGGCUUCACCUUCAGCCUUGAUCUGACAAUGGCUGUUGUGGGACUUUUGAUGUUCGGAGACUAUAUCCAUGACGAAGUGACGUCCAACAUUUUACUGGCGGAAGGUUAUCCACGAUUUCUUUCCAUCAUCAUCGUAGUGCUGAUUGCGAUCAUUCCUAUCACCAAGAUACCUCUAAAUUGUCGUCCAAUCAUUAGCACAAUCGAAGUGCUAUGCGGCCUCGAUCCUCGUCUGAUGUCGCCCAAUGCGCCACUUCAGGGCAUGUCUGGAUUCACCCGUGGUAUCUUCAAGAUAACGAUCCGAAUACUUGUGGUUGUUCUGAUGGUGGUCAUCGCAGUUGUUUUUCCGCAUUUUGAUAGCAUUAUGGCGCUUAUGGGAUCUACGCUAUGCUUUACGAUUUGUGUUAUCUUACCAGUGGCUUUCUACUUGAAGUUGUUUGGCAAGGACAUCCCGUUGAAAGAGCGCAUUCUUGAUUGGAUGUUGAUCAUAUCUUGUAGCAUAAUGGCUGUUGUUGGCACUGUCUGGGCAUUUCUGCCAAAGGAUUUGAUCGGAGCAAACUAG